Messenger RNA from Cetraspora pellucida, 127 nucleotides. The record is from the annotation of a GenBank genome assembly. NCBI's taxonomy places the organism in Eukaryota, Fungi, Glomeromycota, Glomeromycetes, Diversisporales, Gigasporaceae.
AAAUAUUGAAGAAGUAGGUAAAGGUGGUUUUUCUGUAGUUUAUAAAACAUAUUAUGAAUUGGACAAAGAAGUUGCAAUCAAGGUAAUAAAAGAUUCGCAUAAAGAUAAGCAACUUUUUUUAAAUGAG